AUGCCCCUCAUGCCGCGCUCCACGUCUUCUGCGGGUGUGAGCACCGCCGUCAUGACUUUGCAAGAAGAGCCCGUCCAGCGUUUGCGCCGCCCCGGCUAUGGCACCUUUGAGGAGCACCGCCAGCGACGUCAUUCAUGGCAUACCAAAUCUUGCGUUCAUGAAGCGGAAAACUUCCACCUCAUGCUCCGCAACUUCCUGGCUGACCUCAACUGCCGCUUGGACCUUCUCGACGACUAUGGCCAUCUCAAAUACGACGCAGGCGUCGAGUAUGCAUACACCACCCUCCUUACCGUGCGCGAAUCAUGCUCGAAGAUCUCCGACGGCGCUCUCGAAGCUGGACGUCGACAGGCCUCCGUCUUCGUCGAGACACUCGAGGAGCGAUACAAAGAAGCGCUCGAGUCGCAAGAGACGCUGGGCGAGAAGGUCAUGGAAGGAAUCCAGCUCAUGGACUCGUACUUGACCGAGUUUGAAACACGCGCGUAUGCCUUGAGAGACGGUACCCUUGGCUCGUACGCCCACGACAUGUACGAAAGUGGUCGGAGGAAGAUGGACGAAGGAAUCGAAGCUGCCAAAGGCGUCGUCGACAGCGGUCUCGACAAGGCUCGCCGAGCUCGUGAAACCGUCGAGAUCACAAUCGAGCACGGUGUGCAACGCGCCCUGGCCCGCGCAAAGGAGCGUGGCCUGAUUCACUACGACGACCUGCCUGAGCCUUGGAGAAUCAACCCCCACAUCCUCAAGGGCUACCGCUUCUCGGAAGGCAAGUGGGCCUGCGUGCGGUCUGUCUUCGGUCUCCACAAUGAGCUCGUCAACAUCUGGUCCCAUCUCCUGGGUUUCAUCAUGGUCCUCGCUUUGGCCUUUUACUUCUACCCCUCCAGCGUCAACUGGAGCCAAUCAAGCAAGGCCGACAUCUUCAUUGCUGGCGUCUUCUUCUUCGCAGCAUGCAAGUGCCUCGCUUGCUCCACCAUCUGGCACACCAUGAGCAGUAUCUCGGAACAGACGCUGCUUGAGCGCUUCGCCUGCGUCGACUACACAGGCAUUUCACUUCUCGUCGCCGCCUCCAUCCUCACCACCGAGUACGCUGCUUUCUACUGCGAGCCUGUCUCUCGCUGGUCGUACAUGAUCCUCACAGCUGCUCUUGGUAUUGGUGGCGUUAUCCUUCCCUGGCAGCCAACCUUCAAUCGCGCCGACAUGGCCUGGCUGCGUGUUGCUUUCUAUUGCUCUCUCGCCCUGACGGGAUUCAUACCUUUUUUCCAGUUGUCCUGGACCCGCGGCCCUCAAUGGGCGCUGUACUUCUAUGCGCCCAUCACCAAGAGCCUGAUUGUGUACAUCACCGGCGCGGUGCUGUACGCAAGCAAGUGCCCUGAGCGUUGGUUCCCCGGUUUCUUCGAUUACGUUGGCUGCAGCCACAACAUCUGGCACCUCGCCGUACUGGGAGGUAUCGUCUUCCACUACAUGGCCAUGCAGGCCAUGUUCACGUCGGCCAUGACCCGGGCACAAGUUAGCUGCUCGGUCUAUUAG
Messenger RNA from Ascochyta rabiei, 1518 nucleotides. Its product is annotated as inc metabolism membrane protein. Lineage: Eukaryota; Fungi; Ascomycota; Dothideomycetes; Pleosporales; Didymellaceae. The record is from RefSeq and is a predicted model, not a curated record. Bases 1 to 1518 code for a protein of 505 amino acids. Gene Ontology annotation, cellular component: membrane. Gene Ontology annotation, molecular function: signaling receptor activity. The transcript is spliced from 2 exons.